CUCAUGAUUAUACUGUCAUUUAACAGAGUGUCCUGCCCAGUUUUGGGGGCCUGACUGCAAGGGGAAAUGUAAUUGUCACCCCAAUGGUCAGUGUGAUGAUUUGACUGGCGAGUGUACCUGCAACCACAAUCGCUGGGGACCAAACUGUGAGAACGCGUGCUUAUGCCAAAAGGGCAAAUGUGACCAAGAGACGGGCAAAUGCACAUGCCACCCUGGCUUUUGGGGUCCCCAGUGCAACAACAACUGCUACUGCAGCAUCAACUCUGUAUGUGAUGCAGUGACGGGGCGAUGCAUGUGCAACUCUGGCUGGACAGGGAGGAACUGUGGAAUCCAGUGUAACUGUAACAAUUCACCAUGCGACCAGUUCACGGGACGUUGCCAGUGCCGAGAGAGGCUGUGGGGCCCACGAUGUGAACGAUAUUGUCAGUGUGUUCAUGGCAAGUGCAACCAGGCAGACGGCUCGUGUACCUGUACACCAGGGUACCGUGGGAAGUUCUGCAGAGAACCGUGUCCUGCUGGAUUCUAUGGUCAAAACUGCAGGAACAGGUGUGGACACUGCAAGGGCCAGCAGCCCUGUAAGGUGACAGAGGGAACCUGCAUCACCUGCGACCGAGGCUGGAACGGAACACGAUGUGAUCAGCUCUGCUCCAAGGGCUUCUUUGGUGAAAACUGCCAGGAAGUGUGUCCCACCUGUAAAGACGGUCACCACUGUGACCCCAUUCAUGGCAAGUGCUCUCACUGUAACCCUGGCUGGAUUGGGGACAGGUGUGAGGUGCGCUGCCCCAAUGGCACGUAUGGUGAGAACUGUGAGAACAACUGCAGUCACUGUUUUAACGGCAUCUGUCAUGUUGUCACCGGAGAGUGUCUAUGUGACCCAGGGUUUUAUGGCACCUACUGCAAUAUGACCUGUCAACCUGGCCAGUACGGAGUGAACUGCAACCUAACUUGCUCUUGCCAUGAGAAGAACUGUGAUCCUGUGUCUGGUGCCUGCUAUCUCC
This is a messenger RNA of Monopterus albus (swamp eel), 998 nucleotides long. Its product is annotated as scavenger receptor class F member 2-like. The record is from RefSeq and is a predicted model, not a curated record. NCBI's taxonomy places the organism in Eukaryota, Metazoa, Chordata, Actinopteri, Synbranchiformes, Synbranchidae. Gene Ontology annotation, molecular function: scavenger receptor activity. The annotation marks the transcript as partial. Gene Ontology annotation, cellular component: focal adhesion. The transcript is spliced from 4 exons. Gene Ontology annotation, biological process: heterophilic cell-cell adhesion.